UGCAGCACUGUUGAAACCACAGAAGAAGACACAGAUGAUGUCACACUCCAUAGUUCGUUAGCCUCAUUAGCACAAAAACAACAGAAAUAAAUAAAGGUUUUACCAAGGCAACAGCUCAAUCCACCUGAUGGGGCUGUCAGUCAUCCAGACACCAUCACUCUGCUGCCACAAAGAUAGAUAGAUCUGCUGACAAGAAAACAGCAAAGGAGAAUAAAAACAAGAGGCAAGAAGAAGAAAGAGAAGGGGACGAGAGACAACAAGAGAAGAAGAGAGGAAGAAGAUGAACAGCAGAGAAGUGAAGGAAUACCUGUCUCACCAGCUCGUCCCUCAGUUGCUGGAGGUGGGCCAGGAAGUGGGAAGGGAAGUCAGACAGCAAGCUUAGUUCGCUGCUUCGACCUCAGAGCCAUCUCGUUGGACGAUCUGCUCAGGAAGCAGCUGCUAAGCCACGCCUCCCCCAGCAGGAAGUGGGAGGUUAUUUCAAAAAUGAUGAGUCACAGAGAGCUGGCAAAACAGGAGAAGACGAACUCAGAGCUGAGGAGACAGCUGAUUGGUCAGAGGGUUUGUCGUGGGUGGUUUCCCUCAAGACGUCCACCAGGCUCUUAGCUUUCAGGAGCAGGUACAGACCAAACAGAUAGCAUAGAAAAACAAACAGACAGGCAGACAACAGGUAGCUAACUCAGUUUGGGGUUCACCAACCAACUCUGCAGGGGCUCCACACAAUGGGCCAGCUCCAGUGGGAAACUAAUUAACUUAAUUAAGUGAGUAAUUAAUACACAGUAACAAACAGAUGAUGUAUGUUUGUAGUGAAGUCAGCUUCCCCCUAGUUCCCUCCAUAAACAGCCAAUGUGAUUAUUAUAGAGUAAUCAUCCGUUUCUGAUCCUGACAGGUUUAGUUCAGCAGGAUCAUCUUUGCUAAUGAACAUCUAUGAUGUUUGAAGCCUCAAUACAAUCAGAAGUAAACAGCUAAUGUUAGGUUAUAAACCAAUGACACCACGGUCACAUGACUUCAUCACCAUGGUCACAUGACUUCAUCACCACGGUCACAUGACUUCAGUGUCUCCAUCACUAAACUUCAGCUUGUAGUUUGAUUCAGCUCUGACUCGUCUACUGAAGCUUUUCCUCUGACACAGUUAGAGACAGUUUGUAGAAACACAACCAGGCUGUAAAGGUGGACCGGUGAGUUAAUGAGGCUGUAAAGGUGGACUGGUGAGUUAAUGAGGCUGUAAAGGUGGACCGGUGAGUUAAUGAGGCUGUAAAGGUGGACCGGUGAGUUAAUGAGGCUGUAAAGGUGGACGGUGAGUUAAUGAGGCUGUAAAGGUGGACCGGUGAGUUAAUGAGGCUGUAAAGGUGGACCGGUGAGUUAAUUAGGCUGUAAAGGUGGAUUGGUUCAUAAAAUGUGAAAUAUUUCACAUUUAUUCUGAAAAUCCCUGGUGUAGUUUCCUCUCAGUGACUCGUUCGUUUACAGUGAAGGAUUGUGGGAGAUCAGUCAGCUGGUAAACAACACAGAUUUUAACUGAAUCCAGGCUGACACACAUCAACAGUUUAUGUCAAACUGAACUCCCCAGGUCCUGAUCACAUCAGGUGGGGGAGGGGCGUCUGUAGAGCAUCAUGGGUAAUCACAGUCCUUAUCACAGUGGGGAAUGUUAAUGACACACAGAGACCAAGACCUCAGGAGAUAAAGGCACUGAAAUAGACUGAAGACCUGAACCCCCCACCCCUCCCCAUUUACUGACAUUUACUGACAUUAACUAACAUUUACUCAGACAGAUCCUGAAUGAGACCAGAACCAGGAUCCUGAGGUGUCACCAUGUUCUCCAUUUACUGCGAGGCCCGAAUCCUUGGUCCGAAUCCAAGUCCGAGACUCUGCCCCAUCCGGGCAGAGUCUAGCUGUGCACCAGAACCAGCUGAAUCAAGAAAUCAAAGAUUUUCUAAAUUAAACAGAGUCUAGCCCACAUAUUUCCACAUCUGGGCAGAGUCCGGCUUUGCACCAAACUGGUCCAGAUGUGGAAGUAGCAUCUGACAGUCAUGCCAUAUGUGGGCCAGAUCUGGGCCGUGGAUCUGGGCAUAUGCUGGGCCAGAGAAGAACAAUCAUGUGGUAACACAACACUAACUAGAGUCAGACUGAGUCUCAUGUCCGGUUCAGACUGGUUCAGACCAGUUCAGCUGCCUCUGGAAGCUCCUUAUCUUCGGUCUCUUAUCUCCUGAGUGUUUCUAUUCUCAUUUUCUUCCAUCUUUGGUCGGCCGCUGUCUCCUCUCUCUCUCUCUCUCUCUAUGUCACUCUCGCCAUCCUCGCUCGCCCUGCCUCUGGCUGUUAUAAACAGCCCGACUCGUCCACCUCCUCCGUCCUCCACUUUUCAGCAGCAUGGCUCCAAAGAAAGUGGAACCGAAGAAGACGGAGGUGAAGAAGACAGAGGUGAAGAAGGAGGAACCUCCCCCGCCUCCUAAACCCGUAGAGCCGGAGUCCAAACCUCCGGAGGUGGAUCUGAAGAGCAUCGUGGUGGAGUUCAGUCCGGACCAGAUCGAAGAGUUCAGAGACGCCUUCACGCUGUUUGACGAGACGCCCACCGGCGAGAUGAAGAUCACCUAUGCCCAGUGCGGAGACGUGAUGCGAGCACUGGGUCACAACCCCACCAACGAGGAGGUGCUGAAGCUGCUGGGGAGGCCGAAGGCGGAGGAGCUGAACGUCAAGCUGCUGGACUUUGACAGCUUCCUGCCCAUGCUGCAGCAUGUUGCGCGCUCCAAGGAGCAGGGCAACUUCGAGGACUUCGUGGAGGGUCUGAGGGUCUUCGACAAGGAGGGGAACGGCACAGUGAUGGGGGCGGAGCUACGCCACGUCCUCGCCACGCUGGGAGAGAAGAUGACGGAGGAUGAGGUGGACCGGCUGAUGGUGGGACAGGAGGACGCCAAUGGACACAUCAACUACACUGAGUUUGUCAAACACAUCCUGGCUGGAUAGAAAACACUGUCUGAGGAUCUGAGGGUCCGGAUCAGCGUUCUGCUGUUUUUCCUGUUUCUGUAAUAAAACACAUCCUUACA
This is a messenger RNA of Seriola aureovittata, 3035 nucleotides long. Its product is annotated as myosin light chain 1, cardiac muscle-like. The transcript is spliced from 3 exons. Gene Ontology annotation, molecular function: calcium ion binding. Gene Ontology annotation, cellular component: myosin II complex. Bases 2362 to 2955 code for a protein of 197 amino acids. Lineage: Eukaryota; Metazoa; Chordata; Actinopteri; Carangiformes; Carangidae. The record is from RefSeq and is a predicted model, not a curated record.